Messenger RNA from Gymnodraco acuticeps, 1378 nucleotides. RefSeq names its product DnaJ (Hsp40) homolog, subfamily C, member 22 (gene dnajc22). Gene Ontology annotation, cellular component: plasma membrane; early endosome. NCBI's taxonomy places the organism in Eukaryota, Metazoa, Chordata, Actinopteri, Perciformes, Bathydraconidae. The record is from RefSeq and is a predicted model, not a curated record. The transcript is spliced from 4 exons. Gene Ontology annotation, biological process: endocytosis. Bases 150 to 1169 code for a protein of 339 amino acids.
AUUCAAAGUCCAACUGUUGCAAUAACAUGCAACAACUUCAACUGCUGAAAGAACAGGAAAGGAUUCAUGGGGAUAAGGAUUUUAAAAUCAUGGCUUAAGUGAAGGAUUUAUAUUGAACUGUCCAGGAAGUGAUCCACCAAGGCCACAGGAUGGCAAAAAGUGUCAUGGUAGCCUAUGUCCUGUGGGCAAUGGGUGGGCCUUUGGGCCUUCACCAUGUAUAUUUAGGAAGAGACAGCCAUGCUCUGUUAUGGAUGCUCACCCUGGGAGGAUUCGGGUUUGGCUGGGUCAGAGAGUUCAUACGUAUUCCUGCAUAUGUUGGCGAGGCCAAUCAAGAGGCAGAAAAAGACAGAAAAAUACGUCCCACUAUGGUCCUCCCACCUGUGAGCCCUGUCAGAUUUGUUGGACAGGUGUUUGUUGGGAUCUAUUUUGGCACCGUGGCUCUGAUUGGACUGAACUCCCUCAGCUUCUUCUACUUGAUUGUCCUGCCUUUAUGUGUGGGUGCAGGGGUACAUCUGGUGUCAUGUAUCGGCCAGCAGACCUCCGAUCUCAGGAAAACGUUGACUACUUGUCUCAUAACCUCCCCAAUAUUCUAUGGCAGCAGCUUAUCCCCCCUCCCUAUAAGCCUGGCUGCCAGUGUUACUGCUGCAUCGUACCGCAGGCACAGACCUCCACCGCCACCAGGGAGCUCACAGAAACUAGGACCACGGAUUUACAGGCUUGGUCUGGCCUGGCUGGCCUUCUCUGCUCCGCUGGGUUACUGUAUUUUCCAUAACACCACAGCCACACUGUACUAUCUGUCUGACUGUGUAGCAGCACUGCUGGAUAUGUUCUGGUUCCUGCCUUGGCUCCGAAAUGUGUUUGAGUACAUUCUUUUAAUGCCAUAUCGGCUCUUGUGUGUAAUUACUGGAGGGGGUUACUAUGAAGACGCUUGGAGGAGGAUGUUGGAAAUACUUUUGAAAGAUUACACUGAGAAAGAAAAAGAGGCUCUGCGAGUCUUGUCAUUGGAAAUAGAGGCCUCCCUAGAAGACAUAACACACAGCUAUAGGGAACUGGCCAAGACAUGGCAUCCAGACCAUAACCCCAGCAAGGAUGCUGAGGCCAUGUUUGUGAAGAUCAAUGAGGCUUAUGAGAUCCUUCUACGACGGCACAAACCUCAGAAAUUCAAAUAGUACCCUGAAUAAAGUGAGACUCUUGAUGACAUUGAUUUUCAGUCAUUUUUUAUAUUCUGUAUUGAAAAUCAAUCAAAAAAACAAACAAAAAGACUUACACAGCAUUUCACAGAGUACUUGGCAUAUUUAGUCUCAAGCAGCACUUUGCUGCCACCUUGUGUUGUUACAGGUGUAAUGUCACCAUAAACUAUUUCAUCACAAUAAUUGUA